UUGAGUAGAAAAUUUGAUUGUUUUAGUUUUAUGUUUUGACUUUUAGAAAAUAGAAAAGUGGAAUGAGCGGCGUGUUAAGCACUGGUCACCGAGUUUUGAGACUUUCUAGUCACAUUACAGAGGUUUUUUUUUAAUUAGGACUUUAUUCUUUAUACAACCCUCUAGGUAUACACAGACUAGGAUAUAAAUAUAUCCAAGCAUUUACAUCUAACUCAGAAGGUAAACACUCCUGAGGCUUUUUAACAUGAGUGGAAAUGAUGUAGAAAAAGCCAUAGGAUACCUUCCAGAUUUAUUAAGGUUUAUUGACCUUAUGGUGAGGCAAGUUUGCAGAAGAGCCCAUUAUGAUACCUACAUGUGUGUUAAUACUGAUGAUGAACAUGAAAUUAGAAACACCAUAUUUUCCACUGAACAUCUCAAACAAAUCUAUGAUAAACCUCGUGAACAUAUCUACUAUUUACUAAAGAAUCCUCAAAAGACUCUUAAAGGUAUUUGGGUGGAACAUGAUGAUACUCUGCAGAAAAAAGUACACAAAUACUCUCACAUUGAGCAGAAAAUAUUGCUGGAUUUCAUUAAGAAGGUUCAGGAGCUGUUUCCUUCUUUUCAUUUUGCAUGGAUUGACCUACACCAUUACUUGUUUUAUUCAUAUAGAAAUUUUGUUUCCAUUGUUCCUAAUACUACCAACAAUGAAAGCUUAUCAACAUUGUUUGUGUCAGAAAUGAGGGGAUUAAUCACAUGUUUAAGAAUGGAGGAUGAGAGCCAACUUUGGUUAAGAAUUUUUACUUUGCUAAGAGAGUAUUGUAUAUUUGCUCAGUGGCAUUUUAGUCAGCAUGAUUAUGAAGAGGCUCUAAAGAAAUUCUUUGCUUACUAUGAGGCAAUGUUGAUUGCUGCAAAAAGUCUAGUUCCAGUCAUGUUAGAGUUUGAAAGAGAUGUUUUGUAUAAAAAUUAUCGUGUAUCUUGGGUAGACUUUAAUAGCCUUAUUUUUGCUAAGUAUUUCUAUGAGAGUGAUAGGGUAAAGAGUAGGAUUGAUGAGUUUUUAAGGACAAAGAGAAGUCCAGGUGAUAGUAUGCAAUUGUAUAAUUCUAUGAAUAAAUUAAUUAAAAUGUGGGCAGAAAUGCAGGCUAAAGUUGCAAGUACAAAUCAAGAAAGAAAGUUUGAAGAUAACAGUCUUGAAUCACUAAAAAACAAAAAAGUAUUGUCUGCUCAUAAGAAAUUGCUUUUAGCUACUUUCUGGGUUGAUAGAAGUUCUGAAGUUAAAAAUCUCAUUGACAUGGAGAGAAUUGACCAAAAUCUUUUUGAUUUACUAAUGGACCGGAGAUUUUUUCCAGAGGGACCAGGUUUAAACAAAAAUGGACAAUGUAUAUGUGAAGAAUGUCUUAUAGCCAAAUAUAAAGUAUAUCUCGAUUAUAAUGAGGAUUUUUCAUUUAUUGCUACUGAAGAAAGAACCACCUGUUGUCGAAAAUGCAAAUGCAUAUUAAAUUUAGAGCAGUUUCAAAGACAUGUGAAUGGUCACGUUGACGAUUCUCUAGCAAUACAACGUGGCGGUACUACAAAAUCAACUCUAAAUCAUAUGGAUAAUGUGGAUGUAGUAAAGUUAAGUGAUAGUACAGUUCAACUGACCGAGUUUUUUAAUGACAAGCUGAAAAUUUCAUCCAAAGCUAUUAAUAAAGUAAAAAAAAAUGAAAUGAAUAGAACCAAAAUUGCAUUUGAAAAAUUUGUUCAAUCAAGGAAACAAUCUAAGUUAGUAGAGAAUGUUAAAAAUGGUAGAUAUUCAAGUCUCAGGGAUGAACUUGUGGCAAAUGGUUACCCAAAACCUAAAAGUAACGAACACGAUCACAGUGUCAUGAUGUCGCAUGUCACCCCAGACAAAUUGGCGGAGACUGAGCAUAUUAUGACGGCUUUAGGAAAACUUUAUCAUAAGCCUAGUGAAUACUUUUCCACAGGUUGUAACGAACCGUCUGCAAAGAAAGAAUUUCAGGGAUUUCCCCCUGAAGUACCGCGACCAAAAGAUUGUGACUGCACUUACUGUAGAGUAUUUGGUUCUAAAGGCAUAAUAGAACCCAAGGAUAAGCUUAGAGUUAGGUACAACAGGAAGAGGGAUAGAAGAAAGGAACAAGAGACUUAUGAAAUGGCACCCCCAGAGACAGAAAUUGAUAGGUUUAAAGAAGAGAGCAGAGUACCUCUACCUCCCUCACCUCUUCACUUUUACUUUGCCCGCCCUCGCUUACCCCCUACUCCACCUCAACCAACAACCCCACCCAGUAUCCCUUCGACCCCAACACGUCAACCCUCUACUCCACCUCCAGAAAUAGCUUAUACAAUAAGUAAGAUUAAUGAAAUAAGAGGCUUGGUUAACUUUAUUGAAGGCAAAAAUAAGAAGAACAAGGCUGAAAUGGCUGAAAAAAAAGCUGCAAAGAAAGCUAGACAAAAAGAAAAAAGGGAACAAGAGAGAGUGAAGGCUGAAUUAGAAGUAAAAAGGCAAUUAGAAGAGGAAGCUCGCCAAGAAGAAAUGCGGCGACUUGAACAGAUAAGAACGCAAGAAGAAGCCGAGGAGGAACGGAGAAUCCAAGAAGCUAUUUGGAAAAAAAAAGAGAAAAAACAACGACAAGCAAGAAAACGAGCCGAGGAAGCACUAAAAAAGAACACGAUUGAAGAAACCAUACCAGCAAUGGUUACAAUUAAGAAAAUACCUGGGGUUGAAAAUGGCAUUCCACAAGUUACUAUUACGCUGAAGGGUUGCACACCACAGCAGAAUCAAAUACUUACUCAUAUAGUAGAAGACCCCAAGAAAGUAAAAAUACAGAAUGAGAAAAAAGUUUCAAAUCAACAGGGUCAAAGUAAGGCUAUUGCCAAUGAAUGCAAAGAUAAAGGUCGCAAAGGAAAAAAGAAUAAUCAGGAUCAAAAAUCGGCAAAAAGCCCGUAUCAGAAACCAGCGGAUAUCGAGAAACCGCAAAACGAUGUUAAGGUUAUAUCAAAAGAUGUAAAAGUAACCUUGACUGUAGACAAAACUAUGAAUGUAAUGCCUGAUGUAGUGUUUGACGCCCAAAUUAAAAAAUCGAAACAAAAACAAGAAAAAAUUGAAAGGGAACUCUCUGAUUUUGAGGCUAAACUUGUUAAAAACUUAAAAUUACCUCCAGGUAUAUCAAUUACCAAAAUAGAAACCCCAUCUGCAAACUCCAAAAAGUAUUUAGGGUCUUCAGCAAACAACAGUAAUUCCUCAGUUUUGGGCAAGUCAGGUGUAAUUGUUGUAGAAACUGAAAAACUAAUUAAGAAAAAUGAUUAUGAGUCAAACAAACCAGCCGGAGUGCCAUCUAAAACCUCAAAGAAAAAAAAGAAAAACAAAAAACCUCUAAAUGCUAAACCGGAUGAAGCCAAAGACCAGCCUAAAAUGGUGACUCUUAGAAACCCAAUGUUCCAGCAAUUCCAACCUUCGAAUUUUCCAUCUUUAGGAGACAAUACUAAUAGAAUUCUAGUUCCCCCGGACGAAAGUGCUCCUGCGGCAAUAUUUACUAGUGAAAAUGGCAUGGUCACUAUAAGAAGUUCUAGACUACAACACUCUAUAGAAAGUGGUAUGGUAGCAUCAUCAAAUGGCUUCCGACCUUUGGGAUUGCCUAUUUAUCCUGGUCGUGAAGAAAACAGGCCAAGCAUUUCAAAUUAUAUGAAUCCGACAAGUUACAAUACUGAAAACCGGAUGACGUAUAUCAAUGAACCUAAAGAAGAGGUAGACGAUACAAAUGGGGUUUCAAGUAUGGAUGCUCAGGAGAUUCUAUCUGGUUUACCCGGUAUUGAAAUAACUAAAAUUGAUAAAGAAUGCGAUGAUACAUUUUGCAAUGGUAUUGAUAAUAGCUCUGAUGACAAUCAUGCUGAAGUUUCAAUAAUUCCUUCUAAUGGGGCUGAUAUGGAAUUGGAUUUCAACAAGAAUGACGAAGAUUGGUUAUAUGAUAGCGUAUUUCAACCUAAGGACGUUUUAGAUGAAGAUCUGGAUGAAGAGGAAUUAGAAUUGGAAGCAUUUAAAAGGUUCUGCCAACAGUCUAUUCCUCCGAAAAAGAAAAAAGUUGCUCAUUUUAACGUGUCAGAAAUUAUUUUUAAAAAGAAACAACCGUCAGACGUUUUCAUUUCUCAUAAGUAGGUCAUUAAUAGUACCAAUAAUAAUAUUAUUGUAAAAUAAAUUAACCGUUUUUUCGACAUUUUCUAUUGGUUACCAAAAGUUUAUAAAUCCGCGGCAAUUCACAAGGGUGCAAUGAUUUAAAAAAACGAUCUAUUUCUGUAGUUCUGAGCCAAUAGAUCGCACUUAAUUUUAGAUGUAUGUUCUUAAAGAAUUAAAAAUAUUGAUUGAUGGAAAAGAAAAAUAGUCCUACACUCUAUAAAAUAUUCAAUUUUAUAGAGUGCACAUAAAAGAUUAAAAUAGGAACUACUAAAAAUAGACACUACGUCGGCUACAAAUUAAUUUUUUUUUUUACCCAAAUAAGGCAAACCUACUUAAGUUGGUAUAUAAUGUAUAUAUUGUUUUUGUUUUUUAACGGUCACAAUAGAAAUAUCCGAUUUCAGAUAACGAUAAAUCAGAGACUGUCCUAAUUUUUAAGCGAUCAGCCAAACAUGAAAUUACUGAAGAUUAUUCUCAAAAUUCAUACUUCUUAUACAUGCAGGCAAAGUAAGUGGAAAUUCGGAAUAUCUUGAAUUUUAGUCUCAGAUUUUCAAACUUUGUAUAAAAACAAAUUAACUUAAUCUAACUAUUUAGGGUUUUCCUUCUAAAUAUUUGUUAAAUGGAGGGAUUAUUUUGUCCCAGUCAGUGUAGGCUUUUUAGUUUUAGCCAAAAAAAGCUGAUUAAAGAUAGCUUUUUUCUUGCCAGAAUGAUUAUUUAAAUCGAAGCUGGUAAAUGCGGAUGCAGGAAAGAAAUCGUAUUUUUUGAUCAUAAAAUAUUAUGGAUUAAAAAAAAAAAUAAAUUUAUAUGAUUAUUUUCUUUUUAUUUAUAAUGGUGAUGUUUUAUUCAAAGAUCGUGUUAGUCUUAGGGUUACAAAUAAAAAAAUUAUGUUUAUUUCGCAAUUCAAAUAAAGUUUCCGUACCAGUUUGAUAAAGUUUUUAUUCAAAUUAUAUAUAAAUUACCGGAAAUUUAACUUGGUGCUUAUGAGUCAUUUACCAAAAGUGUACUGAUUUUGAAAUUUAUUUUAGAUUCUUCAUCAAAUAUUGAUGCUUAUUAUUAUAUCGAUGGUUAAAGUUCAAAAUCUUGUAAGUCGAUUUAUCAAAAUUUUACAGGAGGAAGGAAAAAUGUUUAGACACUAUAAACAGAAUGUUGUCUAAAUAAUAGUUUUUGUUUUAAGUUUUCAAAUUAGUUUUUGGGCACUUAAUAUGAUUUUUAAUAGAAGUUGUCUAUUAGAGAAAUAAAUGACUUACUUGGUUUGACAUUAAAUUUUUUAACUUUUCUUGAAAAAUACGAGGUUUUGUAACACAGAUAUAUCAUAAUGGUAUGUAGACAAAGGGUAAUAUAAACACAAUAAUCAAAUUAAAAAUUAUAUUUAUUUUCAAAAUUUGUCAAACCUCCAAAACGGGGAGCUGCCAGAAGUAAACUAAAAGAAAAAAAAUGCUAAUGGAAAAAGAACUACUGUACAAAAAAAUUUCUUUUUCUGUUACUCCGCUUGUGAAUGAUGUCGUAAAAGGACAUCUAAUCUUCAGGUAUACAUUUUUUAAUUCCAGGAGGUGCUUGAACUUAUCAGCUUUAAUUUUGAGUGGACCUUGGUAUAGUUGCCAAAAAUCACAAGGUUACCUGGCUGUUUUUUUUUUCGUCUUGAAAGUUUUGCCCAGUUGUCUUCAUACUUUUACUUAUAUUCAAGAGAGCCAUAUACCUCUGGAUUUUUAAGUUUUCUUUCAAUACAAGCAUGAAUCGAGUACACUCCAUUUGAGUGUGACCUUUUUCAAGAUAAUAUUUAAAUAUUUCUAGUUUCUUAUUUUCAGCAAGCCAUAAUAAAGCAUUGGAUAGAACUAAGUUACGGUUCUGGUAUCUGAAGUUAAGUUUUUAAAAAUAUCCAGAAUAACUGUAGUAAAGUCAUUAACUGUUACUCCACCAGCACGUUCAUGCCAAAUGUAACAGUGUGCUUUCUAAAAAAUUGUGGAUAGUCAACUUCAUUUUUUAAGUAAGAUGCAGAAACUUGCAGUCUAGGUGCUGGCAAUACAGCUUCUACAUCUAUAGUAAUUAUUCAAGUCGAUGGAUUGUCCUUAGCCAGGUCAUUUUGUCUAUCCUUUUUCAGCACGAGCCAUAUUUUUUCUUGUGAUAUUUAUUUGAUAUUCAUCUUUAACGGUACCCACAGAAAAUUUAAUGCAUGUGUCACAUUGGUCUUUUCUAAAAGAACCAUAAAACUAAGUACAUUAUUAUGACAAAAAGAAAGUUAACUUACUUUGGCCAUAAAAGUUACAGGUUCAAAUUAUUAAUCUCUUGUCUAAAUGUGGUAUGAUUUAAAAUUUGUCUGUGUCCUUGCGGCAAUAAUGGCUCUCAAUCUUGGGAACAUCAGACAGAAAUCGAAGAAGAAAUUCCUUGUCUUUAGAAACCGGUUUAAUAUUAUUUUUUCUUUGUUUGUGUUCUAGUAGCUGAUUUCUGGGCUAUUUCCGUAUUAUUUUUUAUCCAACUAUGGAUACUCCAUUCCCCAAUAGCAAGAGUCUAAAGAAACAUUUUUUUGCAAACACGUUUCCGCAUAUUAUUUUUAUUUUUCAGAUGAAAGACAUAAGAUGCAGCUCUCGGCUUCCUUAUUCAAUCUAAAACAUGUCACAAAACUUACCAGCCCGGCGAUAUUUGACAGGUGUUGCGGCUAUAAAUCCUUUUUACAUUCAAAUUUUUUUAUUUGCUCAAUAUAUACAUAUACAAAUUAUACACAAUCAAUUUUACAACUAUAUACUAUAUAACCCGAGGAUAAAAAGGACUACAGCGCGACCAUAGUGGCCGAUAACACAAAAUACACGAAUCAUGUGUAUUUGUGCGCGGUACCCCUGUAUACCCUAAAUUAUAUAUAAGUCUACUUCUAGAUUCCUAAUAGAAUAGCAAAUAACAGAAAAAAAUCCAACAUAGUUUUUGCCAGAAAUUGUCUGCCCUUCUUCAUCGGUAAAGGUUUAGCAAUGAAACUUUUUUGAUUUCUUUGACAUAUUGUAAUUACAAGCCGGGCCCAUUUUUCUUGACUUCUUUUCGACUUUAUCAUAUUUUUUGGUUUCCUUGUUUAGCUUUUGCCAUGUAGGUUUCUCCUUUCAUUCUUUUAAGUUUAUUUUUAUUAAGUUCCCAGUUAGAGCUAUUAACAUUAAUUUUUCUUUUACAUUUUGUUCUUUUUUUAGUUAUCAUUUCUUCUUGGUCGCUUUUUGAGGAAAUAUUAGACUCUGAAAAGUCUUGUUUGGAUCGAGAAAGUUCUGAAUUGGCAUAUUCAGAAAAGCUGUCUUGGAAGGGAUUGGAUUUCUAACUCACUGGCCUAAUCGCUUCUCAGAUUCCGUCACAUUAAUGUCUUAUUGCUUUGGGUCAUUAGACUAAGUUAAGUUAUUACUUGUUGAUGACUGUAGUUCGUUAAAGUUGCUUAUUUCUGGUUCACUGUUCAUAUUAGUUCUGUUUGGAAUUUCCGACUCAGUCGUCAUGUUACUUGCCUGUUUUAGGUCAUAAGUAUCAUAUGAAACGGAAUUUAAUAAGAGAUAAUUAUUGCUUGUUCCUAGUUGUUUCUCAGUAUAAUUAUUUGUAUCACGCUUUUGACAGUCAUUACUUUUACAUCCUAUAAAAAACAUUAAUAUAACCAACAAGGGUAUAUUAAACUAUGCAAAACAAUAAAUCGCGAAAAAUAACUUACCCAUUUUUAUUUUCGUUGACCAGUAGACUCACGAUGUAUUUACCACGACUAGUUGACAUAAUUUUAAAGCUUAAAAACACAAAAUCUGCCGACACGCGCUUUCUUUAACAUGUCAUAACUGAUUUAAACCUUUAAGUUUUUAUGUUAACAAAUCAAACUUAAAUAUCAAAACCUCCUAAGUCAACUAAAGAGGGUUUCUGCUUUACAUAUUUUAUAUGCUAGUUUUAGCAGUUUCUGAUAGAUGGACCUAAAUGUAUUAAAGGCCGGGAAUUAUCUUACAAAUUGCAGUUGAAAGGAAUUCGAUAUUUGGAAACGUUUCCCUUGAAAAAUGCAUAAACCAUAAAAAUUCGACUUACGAGGUUUUGCACUUUAACCAUCGAUAUAUUGGAAGGCUGGAACUUCAAUAAUUGUAAAAUAUUACUACUAAAAUGCGUUUUUCAUUUCCAAUGAGUUUUAAAAUAUAGCUUGGUAAAAAUAGUAUAUAUUAUUUAAAUCUUUCUUUGGACGUGUAAAACAGUUAUAACGCAACUAUGGUUAUUAGCUUAUUCAUAAGCAGGAAAAUUAAUUUAAAUUCUUAAUCUAUAAUUAACGGAAAUUUCCUUUUUUUCGUGUAAAGAUUUAAUGUUACUUGACUUACCUGGAAUAUAGCAAAUACGGAAUUUUGAAGUGAAUUGCGGGAUGAUCUUACAAAAAAUAUUGUGGAUUACCUAAUUUAAAGUUUAGAACAUUUUUGGACAAGACAACAGUCAAAGCGUUUUAUUGCGAUAUAUUUACAUUCUUUUUUUUUCUUUCUAUUGCUGUAGCUGAGACGAUGCUAACCAAUUGAAAUACAAAACCUUAUGCAUGCAACAAAAUCUGUGUAUGUAAGAUGAAAUAUAUUAUUUACUUCACCAUGGUAAAUUAGGCGAAUUUAUUCGCAAAAAAUCUUAUAAACCGUUGUCUGAAAUUUGCCUAAAAUUUUCAGUCUACUUUUGCAUUACUAUUUAUGUCCAUGAACUGCAGAAAGGGACAUUUUCUUUAUGUUAGAAAUUACAGUUACUAGUAAGAUUUUAUACAUAUAAAAUGACAUAUUCCGUUUUUUUUUCUAUUUAUGUAAGUAAUUUGCCAAAUUAGAUUUAAAAGUUGGGUAUAUUUUUUAAUGUAUGUUCGACAUUCUAUGUAUGUGUAGAAUAAAUAUAGAGUUCUGCGUGUUAGAUGUUUCUCUUCUCUGCCCUCGGUGAUUGGAUCUAAUUUUGGUAAAUUCAAAACGUCUUGUUUUGAAAAUCGGUCGAGUCUCUUUUUUGAACUUGUGAUAUUUAUUUUGUUUGCAACUAUAUUAUAGAUUUUUUUGUAUCAAAAGGUUUUAACAAUAAACAUAGAUGUUGAUUAAAAA
Molecule: messenger RNA, 9177 nt
Organism: Anthonomus grandis grandis
Lineage: Eukaryota; Metazoa; Arthropoda; Insecta; Coleoptera; Curculionidae
Source: RefSeq, a predicted model, not a curated record